AUGGCUGUUCUGCCCCCAGAUCCUGUUUACGUACUUCGUUGUCCCGAUAAGGUUAGUCCCAACUCACUGUGUUUCCAUCAAAAUGACCGUUUGUUAGCUGGUACAUUAAAAGGAAAUAUUUUAUUAUGGGAUCUGCAAACUAACCGAUCCAGCUUAAGGUUUAGUGUUGGCUCAGAACCAAUUAUAAGUUUACAUCAUACCCACGAUUUACUAAUCUCGCAGGAGAAAUAUGGCACUGUAGCAUUCUGGUGCAUGGAAAAUGCAGGUUAUACUCGCCAUCGCACACUUAAUACUCAACAUAUAGGAUUUUGUCGAUCAGUCUUACUUGAUAAUUUGCUUUUUUAUCCGUCUGGAGAGGAUUCAAUAGGUAUAUUUCAUCUCAAUGACCCGAAUGGCUUUUCACAAACACUAGUGCCGACUAAGGAUACGCAAUCGCCUAAAUUGGGAAUGGUUGUUUGUUUAAAAGCCUUCAAAUUUGCUGCCAAAUAUUACGUUUUAGCCGGCUACGAAAGUGGUCACUUCAUAACGUGGGAUAUCGAUUUGGGUGAAGCUGUAGAUGUACAUGCUAUGCGAGAAAACUCGAUGGCCCUUGAUUACGAUCCUUGUACCAACCGUGGUAUAAUCGGUGGCUCCUCUGAAAAUCUCACAGUGUUCUCUUAUCAACGUGAAAUGAUGAAACUGCAACCAUGUGGUGAUAUGUCUGUCAAAAAUCCAGGCAUUAAUUGCAUACGCAUUCGUUCUGACUUAAAAAUUCUUAGUACCGGUGGCUUGGAUGGACGUAUACGCAUAUUCUCCUGGAAAAGCUUAAGGCCAUUAGCGGUGCUAACUGAGCAUAAAACCGGUGCAAUCAUGGAUAUUUCAUAUUCAACAGAUAAGGUCACUAUAUGGAAAUCUCCAAUCAUGGCCGUCGCGGGAAUGGACAGUGUAAUAUCUUUGUGGGAUUUAUACAAUUAAAGAACUAAUCUUUUAAAUAUUUUUGAAUUGGUUUAGUUAUUCCUUAUUAUCGCUAUCGACCCUUUCACAAAAUUGUUUCCAGCUCUUACGUUUUUCCUGCCUGAGAGUAUAUGUGUAUCCCUUUUUAACGUCGGCCAAAAAUUUGAAAUUUAUAUUUACAAGGAGAUCUUUUACAUUUAUUUAUGGCGAGUUUAAGUUUGGCGGCGACUCAAUUGCAUGGGUGUUCCACCAAAGAUUAAAAGGGGGAAUGAUUUUUUAGAAGCCUUUCCCCUCAGAGCAUUAGUGAAAGACUUUCAGGAUUUAUCAAAGAAACAACCAAAAGAGUCAUUGAUUUGGAUGGUAUUUGAAAUGCUAUAUAUAGGAUUAUUAAGCAAAGAGAAUUUAAUGUACUUUGGAACAAGUGUAUGCGAGUGGUUGCGGGCAAUAGGUUGCAAAUGAAGACUGAUUUUAAUUAAACAAUGACAACUACCGAAGAUAUCGUUAAGGGCUCUCUAGGUACUCAGAAAAUUAAGAUUAGACGUACAGACCGAAAGAUCUGUACAGGAAGAGAUGCAAACAAGAUAGGAUCACCAUUAUUUGUGUGAAUUGUACAGCUACAAGCUUUAAGCACACAAUUUGUAAAAUUAGAAGCGUAGGAGAACAAAAGUUUAUCAUAUAUAAG
This is a messenger RNA of Glossina fuscipes, 1615 nucleotides long. RefSeq names its product guanine nucleotide-binding protein subunit beta-like protein 1. The coding region runs from base 1 to 954 and encodes 317 amino acids. Gene Ontology annotation, molecular function: protein binding. The transcript has 2 exons. The record is from RefSeq and is a predicted model, not a curated record. Lineage: Eukaryota; Metazoa; Arthropoda; Insecta; Diptera; Glossinidae.